AAGAAGGCGGCACGAGCAGUCACAUGACUAACACGUGCAUAGUAUCUUUAAUUUUUUUUUAAUUACGUGGCAAUGGCAUCGGAAUGUAUCGCUCGUCUUUUUUCUCGUUUGUUUUCUUCUUUGAUUUUCGUGGGAAACAAACAAAAAGACAAAACAGCGAGCUAGAAAUCGAGAAAAUGAACGAAAAUUCGUUGGAUGAAGAGGGAGCGAUGGAUCUGUUGAAUCAAUUGGAAGCCAUAUUGGAAUCUGAUCCUCUCAUUGAUGAAGUAGGGUUUAUUCACCCAUCUCAGUUUGUCAUGCUUAGCAAAGAGUGUUGUGAAUCCAGUGAUUCAUCCGAGGAUGGUGCUUUCCGACCUAGAGAUACAAAAUUUUGGAAUAGAGAUCAUAAGUUGGGUAUUUCCACUGAGGUUCUUCUUCCCUUGUGUAAGGCUGCAAAAAGUGCGUUUAUGGAUGUGAUGAAACAAUAUAAGACACAUAGCAGCUUAUCGGAUAAUAAACAUGAGGAUGAGAAUAUCAUGUUUGGCUCUUUGUCUUGUCUGUCUUUUGAAAGUGAAGUCAUGAAGCAUAGCAGGGCGCUUUUAUUGUUAAGCUGUGAUUUUGGCACUGCAUGGAAUUCCAGGAAGCUAGUUGUGUCAAAGAAGCAGCAAAUGUCAAUGUUUAUGGAUGAACUUCUCUUGUCAGCCCUUGUUCUUUCUUAUUCACCUAAAAGUGAACAGGCUUGGAGCCACAGGCGAUGGAUUAUCAAGAUGAUUGCUGGAAAAUAUUCAACUCUGCAAGAUAUCAUAGCAAAUGAAUCUGAGCUUGUUGAAAAAAUAGCUGAGAGAUCAAAAAUGAACUACCGUGCCUGGAAUCACCGCUGCUGGUUAGUUUCCUACAUGACAAGGGGGCAGAUGCUUCAUGAGAUAAAGAAAUCCAGAGAUUGGGCUGGGUUGCACGUUGCUGAUAAUUCAUGCUUUCACUAUCGCAGACGGCUAAUGCUUGGAAUUUUAGAGAAUUCCUUCUGUAAACAAGAAGGUGACAACUCUUCUUACGAUGUUGAAAACUAUCAAGUCGUGAAGGAGGAACUUGAUUUGAAUGAAGUGUUAAUAAAGCGUUAUAUAGGUAGAGAGGCUCUAUGGCUUCAUCGUCGUUACCUGUCCCUAUGUUUGAUACGGCAUUUGACAACUAUGCAUGGUACUUGUUGCCAUUCUGAGCAGAAAACCAGCAUGGAUAAUGAGAUAAAUAAAUUUUUGGAUAAUGAAUCAUGUCUCCUGAAUUCCUGCUCAACCAUUCAAGAUAUGGAGUUUGAGGAUUUCAAAGCACAAGCAAUGUAUUCAGCAAUUUACUUUUUAUGGUUGAUAAAGCAAAUUCCUCAAUUUAGGGAGAUUGAACUGCAAGUGAAGCUAAAAGCAGGAAACUUGAAGAGCAUACUACAUAAGACAUGUCCAGAAAGAUCUUUCCUUUGGGAUUUUUUGGACUUAAAUGGUUUUUAAUGAGCAUGUAAGAGAGAAUUAGUUACAGCUUUGGAAACUUCCAAGGGUGCAUUGCCAUGUUUUCCAGCUCCAAAGAGGUCUGAGAUGCCAUGAGGAUAAGGCAAGCUAGUAUAGAUUUGAGAAAUGGCUGACCAUUCCCACUUUACCAUGGUCCUGGAAAGAAACUUGUAAAUGAAAAAAAUGGGAAGCAACCGACUAGCAUAACUGGACACAGUGGAAAUGCACAGGGAGUUUGCUGAGUUGGUAUGAAAACUCACAGCUUUAUAUUGACCUUUGUGUGUUGUUUUUUUUUUUUCCUUUUUUCUUUUAUAACUGAUAUUCACUCUUCCAUUUGAAGUCCGCAUGUCAUACACUAAUGUGAAACUUUGUCUUCCCAUCAAAAUUAAAGCAUCGAAUGUUAGGCAGCUCUUUUAUGUCUCCAAAUGUUCCCUAAAACUGAUGGUUGCUUCCUCUGUCGAGUGGGAGCCAAUGCACACCAAUCCUCAAGAUGAUGGUUUGGUUGCUUCCCUUGUCGAGUGGAGCAUGUGUUGAGUAAAGCUUAAUAAAGGUCUUUACUCUUUUGUUUGCUUAAUGCAAACCUUCAUUAGAAGGUAUCGUUCAUGCAAGUCAUCUUUAAAAGGUGUAAUCCAACAAACAUGAAGUUCAAAUCUAUUCAUUGCCGGCUUGAAUCAUAACGAUGAUAUGUAGAAGAGAUUGCCCCAGUUUGAUGAGUCUCCCCAAAAAUAGAUUGAAGGUUGCAUUAACACUUACAAUACCUUCCUUAAUAGAUAUUGAAUUCAAAUCUCGAUAUUUGCAAUUUUUUUUUAAUUUUCAGACUAGAUUCUUCUUUAUAUAUAUAAAAAAUACAUCAAAUCGUUAUCGUAGUUAAUAACCAGCUAAAUUAAACUCUUGUUUUUCUAUGUUUAUGUUCUACUUCAAGCUUCUAUUUUACUUUAAGCUGGGCUUGAGCUUAUAAUCAAGUGAAUAUGAUCAUGAAUUCUCUAUUCCAGCCUCGUAUUUUCUAGAUUAAUUUCAAUGAAUAUUGGGGAUAAAAGUGAAAAAGUCAUAUGGAAGAAAAAGAAAUGAUAUUUUCAUUCGUGCUCUUAGAAGAGACAUAUCUAAACGCUAAGAUAACAGUCUACUAAAACACGACAAAAGAUUAAGGGUUCAUUUUGAUUCCACUGAACCCCAUUAGGGUUUCGAUUGUGAUGAAACAUGGUGCCAAACAUAUCGAAGAGAUCCAAACGAAGUAGCCUGAUGAACUCAAAGUAGUCGCCAGGAGUUUAUCAUUUCUGCUUCAGUGGGUGGUGGACUCCUCCAGUCAUCCGGAACGCAGCAUGGUGAAAAACCCAAGACACUCACUUUCAUCACCAAUCCCAUCAUCAAGGUAUCAACUUGAGCUUCCAUUCUCUUCAAUCUCAAAUCCUUUUGCAUAACGCUUCACCAACAAAAAAAAAAAAAAAACUGAUUUUUUAUACAACAAUCUAAG
Messenger RNA from Durio zibethinus, 2940 nucleotides. RefSeq lists its product as uncharacterized. Gene Ontology annotation, biological process: protein geranylgeranylation; protein farnesylation. The record is from RefSeq and is a predicted model, not a curated record. Gene Ontology annotation, molecular function: protein farnesyltransferase activity; CAAX-protein geranylgeranyltransferase activity. NCBI's taxonomy places the organism in Eukaryota, Viridiplantae, Streptophyta, Magnoliopsida, Malvales, Malvaceae. Gene Ontology annotation, cellular component: cytoplasm; protein farnesyltransferase complex; CAAX-protein geranylgeranyltransferase complex.